Messenger RNA from Podospora anserina S mat+, 648 nucleotides. RefSeq lists its product as uncharacterized. The transcript has 2 exons. Bases 1 to 648 code for a protein of 215 amino acids. The record is from RefSeq and is a predicted model, not a curated record. Lineage: Eukaryota; Fungi; Ascomycota; Sordariomycetes; Sordariales; Podosporaceae.
AUGCUUUCCAAGACAAUUCUGACCAUCGCUGCUGCCCUGGCCGUCCUGGCCCAGACUGCCCAGGCCUCGCAGGCCCCUAUCCCCGGCUACGGAGUCGUCGACAUCCAGUUCGACCUGCCCAUCUACCCCGGCAACGCCACCAGCGAGACUGUGCCCAUCAUCGGUACCAUUGAGCAUGCCGUUGCCCACAUGGAAGCUUUAUACCCCGGUUGGAACCAGUCUUUGUUCAAGCUGCCCAGUCAGCGUCACUUUGUCUAUGAUGACUCCGACCGCAACAUCAUCCCCGAGAGUUUCAACUGCUGGGGCAAAUGGAAGGGUUGCUCAUGGUCAGCCAUUGCGAGAGGAAUCGACUACCUCUGGCAACUUCCCAUUUACCCUAUGCCUACCAACGGCCCUGGACCUGGCAACUGUGGCAGAGUCAGCUGCAGUUACGACUCCGCCAUCUGGUGGUGCAAUGAUAACGACUUUUCAAAGACCGUGAGAUGGAUCAACAUCUCCGCGGGGGCCGAAUACAUGAACGGGGCCUUUGGGAGCUUCUGGGGCAACAAGGGGAAGUGUGUUGACUCAGAUGAUGGCGCCUGGCAGAGCGCGGGUCAGGCGUUCUACCCUGGGAAUUUCAACGUCAUCCUCAACGCUGACAAGUGCUGA